Sungouiella intermedia is the source of this 939-nucleotide messenger RNA. NCBI's taxonomy places the organism in Eukaryota, Fungi, Ascomycota, Pichiomycetes, Serinales, Metschnikowiaceae. The record is from the annotation of a GenBank genome assembly.
AUGGACGAUUCACAGAAUGAGACACAUACAUUCAAUGUCUCUGCACAAGUAACUUCAUUUCAAGAGCAUGUUUUGUUACAACCUGAUUCAACUGCUGAGCUGUACCAAAGAGUGAGCUUUGGAAGGAAAACCUCACAUCUUGAUAAUGUUCGCUUCGUGACAUUGAAGGAACUUGAGGAAUUGGCUGGAGCAUCUAUCACAGCCUCUGUUGACUAUCUACUAUAUUCCCCUUAUGAAAACAAGGAAAAUUUCAAGAUGUUUUUAGAAUUUUGCAAGCAGAACCGUGCUUUCGUCUCAUCGAUAAAAGAAAUUGAAUUGCAGACAUCAGUUGUGAACAUUUCUGUAUACUUGAGUGCUGUGUCAGUGGACAACUUGAUGAGUGUAAAAGUUGUGAUCGACGAAGACGUGGAACAGCCAAAACAUUCUAAAUCUGGAGUACUGCUUUAUUCGGUUAUUUCUUCCUUACCCAGCACGUUAAAAUCAUUAGAUGUGAGCGAACUUCUGGAUUCAUUGUACAAUGUGAGGUUUCCAUUGGAACUCGAGGAGCUCCACUUUGGGGCAUGUUACAUGGAAACUUGGCCCAGAUUUCCCCCGAAACUCAAGAUCCUAACAUUUAAAGAUACAUUCUUCGAGUCGUACGGCGCAUUUCCCGACCUACUUCGAAAAAUUCAUUUUUACCUGUGCACUGUUGAGGAUUAUCCUUUACUUCUAUCAAGUUUACCUUUGGAAGUUAAGGAAUUGUCUCUCACCCAUUGCAAGCUACCAAGUCUUGCUGGAAUCAUACUACCUGACUCUAUUGAGGUAUUGGACCUCCUGAACUGUUCUCUUAACUCAAUUGCUGACUUCAAAUUUCCCACAUCUCUUAAGGAUAUUAACUUGAAAGGUAAUAACCUUAGUAAAAUUGGCGAUGCUAAGUUCCCGGCUCUUCGUCGACUCUAA